GGAGAGUCGAUACCGAAAGUUUAACUGACGGGAACAUCCGUAUUCAGUAGCUACAGCCUACAACUUUGAGUGUCCUGGUCAUGUGAAACGUCCAUAGAAAAUAUUUUGGAUUCUGAAAGCAACGAGGAGUCAAGUUUUUUCUGCUGCAGAAGAUAUGUCGGAGAAGAAGAGGAAGCGAUCCAGCUCUACCUACAGCAAUUCCUCUUUGACGUCCGAACAGCCAAUCAGCUCCUGCAGUGAGCUGCCAAUCAGUUCACAGAUGAGUGAAGCUGAAUCCUGGAGUCCCAGCUGUGUUCCUAUAAAGAUUGAUGCAUCCAUAUACCAGCCAAUCAGCUUUGGUGAUGAGAAGUUAAAACGGAAGUCCACUGCUCCCAGUCUUGUUUCGAUGAAGAGUGAUGCAUCCAUGAACCAGCCGAUCAGCUUUGGUGUUAAAAGGACACAAAGCCAGCUGCCUGGAGAGCCGUCCAGCUGUUCAGUGUGUAUGCAGGUUUUGAGGGAUCCGGUCCAUUUCAGCUGUGGACACUGGUCAUGCAAACACUGUAUCAGCUCAGACUGGGACCAGGAUGAUUCACCAGCAGACUACUGCUGCUCAAAGUGUGGAAAGAAACCCAGAAAAGAUCACGAACAGCACACUGAGACCAGCCCCGUUUUGAAAGCCAAGAAGAAUCUUAAAGAAGCAAUGCAAAAUAAAUUUACUUUGAUAUCUGAAGGUGAUGGCGACCCAGGGACCUCCCUGAACAAAAUCUACACAUCACUCUACAUCGCCACUGGAGAAAGUGGAGCUCCACAUGAAAAACAUGCUUUCAGACACAUUAAACAUAAAUUGGAACGACGAUCAUCUUCUAAAACGUUUAUCAACCUCAGUGACAUCUUCAAACCUCUGCCUGGCCAAGAGAAACCCCCCGGAACAGUCCUGACGAAGGGGGUUGCAGGCAUUGGAAAAUCAUUUGCUGUGCAGAAAUUUAUUCUUGACUGGGCCGAGGAGAAAGAGAACCAGGACUUGGAUUUUGUUUUCAGUCUCGCUUUCCGAGAGCUGAAUUUGAGUUCAGGUAACAAAAGCUUGCACAAGCUCCUGACUGAAUUUCACCCUGCGCUCCACGUUCUGAAAGAUUCAGAGGAUUUCAUCAGAGCCAGAGUCCUGGUGAUCCUGGACGGCCUGGAUGAAAGCAGACUUCAGCUGGACUUUGAGAACAAGCCGGUAACAUCUGUCAGUGAAGUAACAUCUGUGGGAAAUCUCCUUGCAAACCUCAUCCAGGGAAACCUUCUUCCUGAAGCUAACCUCUGGAUAACAUCCCGUCCAGCAGCAGCCAAUCAGAUCGCUGCAGAGUUUGCGGACAUGGUGACGGAGAUAAGAGGGUUCAGUGACCCACAGAAAGAGGAGUACUUCAGGAGGAGGUUUCAUCAGGACUUGGGUCUUGCUGACAGGAUCAUUUCACACAUUCGCUCUUCACAGAGUCUGGACAUCAUGUGCCAGAUCCCGAUCUUCUGCUGGAUUUCUGCCGUAUUAUUUCAGGAGAUCUUUGGGGACGAGACAGCUGAAGUUCCUCAAACUCUAACAGAGAUGAUGGCACAUUUCCUGUUUGCCCAGACAAAACGCAGAAACAGAAAAUAUGAAAAGAAGACUGAGAGAAACAAAGAGACACUUCUGAAAACUCACAAGGAAUUUCUUCUGAAACUCGGCAAGCUCGCAUUUGUUCAUCUGCAGAAGAACAACCUCAUCUUCUAUGAUGAAGACCUAGAAAAAUGUGGGAUUGACAUAAAAGAGGCAGCCAUCUACUCUGGAUUUUGUUCUGCAGUUCUAAGGGAAGAAGACGUCUUUUCUCAGAAAAAGGUCUUCUUCUUUGUGCACCUGACCAUACAGGAGUUCUUUGCAGCUCUUUUUGUCUUUGACUGUUUCACAAACAAGAAUACAAAAGAGCUCGGCGACUUCCUCGACCUGAAGGACAAAGAACAUACUUUGCUUGAUCUUCUAAAGAUGACAAUUGAUAAAGUGUUGGAGAAGAAGAACGGCCACCUGGACUUCUUCCUGCGGUUCCUCCUUGGCCUCAUGAUUGAACCCAACCGGAGAGUCCUUCAGGGUCUGCUGACAUCGCCGGACCCAGGCCAAGAUACAGACAAGAAAGUAUUGACUCACCUCAAAGCCAUCCGAAGGACGACCCUCUCUCCAGACAGUUGCAUCAACCUCUUCCAGACCAUGGUGGAGAUGAGAGAUCACAAAGUCAAAGAUGAGCUUCAGGAAUAUCUGACGUUGUCAGAUGGUUCAAAAACAGAGCUGACUCCCCUGCACUGCUCUGCACUGGCCUACAUGCUGCAGGUAUCGAAGAAUGAUCUGGAUGUGUUGGACUUGAAGAGUUACAACACAUCAGAGGAAGGCAGGAGGAGGCUGAUACCAGCUGUGAGGAGCAGCAGAAAGGCCAUACUAGCAGACUGCAAAGUGACUGCAGAGUGGAUUGAGCACCUGGCCUUUGCUCUCAAGUACUCCUACUCAGCUCUGAGAGAUCUGGACCUCAGCAACAAUGACCUGAAAGAUUCAGGAGUGAAACUGCUCUGUGAUGGACUGUCGAGUCAAUGCUGCAGACUGGAGAUAAUGAGGUUGUCAGGUUGUCUGGUCACCGAGGAAGGCUGUGCUCAUCUGGCCUUGGCUCUGCGGUCCAACCCCUCCCAUCUGACAGACCUGGACCUGAGCUACAACAAUCCAGGAGACUCAGGAGAGAAGCUGCUCUCUGAGCUGAGGGACGAUCCACAAUACAAGCUCAACACACUCAACGUUGAACAUGGUGGAAGUGACCGGAUACAACCAGGCUUCAAGAAAUAUGCCUGUGAGCUCACUUGGGACCCCAACACAGCCCACAAGAACCUCCUUCUCUCUGAAGGGAACAGAAAGGUGACCUGGGUGGAAGAGGAGCAGCCACAUCAUCAUCACCAAGAAAGGUUUGAUCAGUGCCAACGGGUGCUGUGUGAACAGGGUCUGGACGGACGCUGCUACUGGGAGGUCGAGGUGUUCGGCCUCUUCAGCGUUGGGGUGACAUACAGAGGAGCUGACAAGGAAGGAAAAUGGGAUGAUUUCAAGCUGGGACACAAUGACAAGUCUUGGUGUCUAGUUUGCUCUAAUGAUGGUUAUUACAUUUUGCACUGCAACAACAAAGUAGAUGUGUCUUCACUCGGAUGGCGCUCCAGUCAAGUAGGAGUGUUUCUGGAUUGGCCGGCUGGCACUCUGUCCUUCUACCGAGUUUCCUCCGACAGUAGAGUUUGCCUCCAUACCUUCAAAGCAAAGUUCAGUGAGCCCCUUUAUCCUGCUGUUGAACUUCACACUCAGUCCUCUGCAGCAUUUUCUCAGAUUGAACCCAUUAUGUGUCAUAAAUAGUCCAAAAACUGUUGUAUUUGCAGUGUAAGGAUGUCCUACGUGCUGUUACACUGUAUAAGACUGAGGUUGAGGGUUUCACUAACUGUACAUAACUAUAAUUUGGAUCCUAGAGGUUUGAACUGAGGUUACUGUGUUAAAAAUGUACACCUGCAACAAUUAGUUGACUAAUCAAAUACUUAAUUAGAAGAAACUGCUAAUUUUGAUCAUUCAUUCAUUGUUAAGUAAUUUGUCAACUAAAAAUACCCAACAUUUGCUUUCUCAAGUUUCUCCACUAUGAGGAAUAUACCAUUGACAUUUCUGGAAAAUGUGAUAGAUGUUUUCUGACAUUUAUAGACAAAACAACAAA
Messenger RNA from Micropterus salmoides (largemouth bass), 3710 nucleotides. Its product is annotated as NLR family CARD domain-containing protein 3-like. Lineage: Eukaryota; Metazoa; Chordata; Actinopteri; Centrarchiformes; Centrarchidae. The record is from RefSeq and is a predicted model, not a curated record. Gene Ontology annotation, molecular function: protein binding.